AUGACCGAAGUCGGUGAGACAGCUAAUAGGGUCGAUGGUCUUAUACAGGAGGUUACUGAUUUUCAAAAACUGUGCACCUGUGAUCUUGACGCUGCAUCAUGUGUUAUCGUCGAAGGUGAAAAAUUAAUGCAAGACCCGCUAAGCUCUGUGGAUCAUAUAGAAUCCAAAUGUGAAGAGUUGAGAAGAACAAGUGCUCUAUUAAUUGAUAAAAUACACAAACGAAAUCUUCUUUUAACAAAAGCGAGGGAACUUAUGGAUAGAAUAGAUAAGGCAAACGAAUGGUGCACAACAGGAGUGGAAAUAUUGGCCGGCGAAGGUGGUCUCAUAGCAGUUGAUAAACUACUAGAAGACGCAAAAAGCUUUGGUUUAACAUCGCCUGAUGAAUUCAGAGAUAUGUUGAUGCAGUCAGCGACACAGGAGACGAGGGCUCUUGUGACACAAGUGUCACAGAGAGUAGAAGAUGUCUGGCUGAUGGUGACGGUAAAGAGAGCCACUCUGCAGCGCGCAGCGGCGAAACCAGCCCGCCCUGUGCAGUCUGUGCCACCGCAAAGCGCUGCUAUACAGCCCUCCACAGAUAAGAUGGAAACGUCAGGUGGAUCGGAAAGUUCUGGAGGCGAAGACGCAGAGGCUCGGCGGUCACGGAGAGGACACGUUCUUGCGGAGCUACUCCAAACCGAACGAAUCUACGUCCAAGAAAUGGGCUCAAUACUUAACGUAAAUAUCUCAUCGGCCACAUAUAUAUACGAUGUAGUCAACACGCAACCCACGCUCCGAGGCAGACCCACUCAAUGGAACCGAUGCGAUGCAACACAUUCACCAAGUGCACUCCGAUGCAGACUCUCGGUCGCGUCUUGCUUCACGUGUAUAUGCAUUAUGAAGUAUGGAAAGUACGACAUUCACAAGUCUUCCGCUGAUCUCAGCAUCGGAACAUCCUAUUCCUGGUACUACAGGAAGAACGAUUCCACGACGCGAAAGAAGAAACGACUCACAAGAACCGCGUCGGAUUCCACUCUCUUCAGUGACUACGCUAAUCAAAUUGCUCUCUUCGAUAAAACCAAGAAUCGAAGGAAGAAAACAGUGACGGACAAUCUAGGGUGUCGGAUCAAAUGUCAGCGUAAGAAUUUGAAGCCUGUCGAUGUGAAACCGUUCACUGGAAAUUUCUUUUAUGGAAAACUACUGCCCGGUUAUGAACACGCACCGAAGACAGAGGAGAAAAUCGUGUACUUGCCGGAUUCAGACGUUGUGACCGUGUCCGAAGAUAACACAGCUGAAUCACUAACGAGUGGCGCGACAGUUGUUGACCUCCCAGAAAUCGUGAAAAAUCCUAUAUACGGUUGCAAAGAGAGGGAGGUUCACAUACCGACACCAGAAGAUCAGACGGACUCGACGAUUUCAAAGGACUCGCAGUUAAAAUCGAAUAGUUGUACUGAACUGCGAAAUACGAUGGACAGUAAUACAACGAACGACGUAUUCACGAAUAUUUUAAAGGAUUACAAAAGGAUAAUGAAAGAAUGGAAUACCACUAUAAUGGACCAUUAUUAUACGGGUUCCCAUUCGAAGCGAUCAACAAUGUGUUCAAAAAGCAAUACGGAGAGUUAUGUUCGCAGUUUGCAUUCAACUCUGUCAUAUAGAAAGAAAGGUGGAAAAUCAUCAAACAAUCAUAGGCAUUCUUAUAAUUAUCAAUGCAAACGAUAUCGAGGUCAUCGACCUAAGAAGUCUGCUAGCUUGCGAGAUCAGACACUUAGUAAUUGGUCGACAACUUUGCGGAAUAUUAAGAGUAUCUUCCAAAAGAAUGGCCAGGACAGCUCGUCCCAUCGAGAUUGUUUGGAAGCGAUAUAUGAAGAUUAUGAUAAACGUUUACAACAGUGGUGUGACACCAUCACAGAAUACACAUCUUCCCUUGACUCGGGUUACAAAGAGGAAAUUGAAAAACCAGAAAAUCAACACGUCCUGCCAUCCGGAUUACUGGGCCAGGCAGACGUCCUGUUCGGGAAUCUUCACGAACUCUUCACAUUCCACCAAGAAAUAUUCCUUAAGGACCUAGAGAAAUCGAUCUCGGCAACGGAGCUCGUUGCUCUUUGUUUUGUUGAGAAGAGGGAAACGUUCUUCCGCCUAUAUAGUUAUUAUUGCCAGAACAUACCUCGCUCUGAGAGAUUACGAGAGACCCUGGUAGACACUCAUCUAUUCCUGCAAGCUUGUCAGCAACGACUCGGUCACAAAUUGCCUUUAGCGGCUUAUCUGCUCAAACCAGUGCAGAGAAUCACAAAGUAUCAACUUCUGUUAAAGGAUUUACUGAGAUACAGCGAGUGUGGUUCGAUGAGCGCUGGUCUGCAGCAGGCUCUUGAUUGUAUGCUUGUGGUGCUCAAAUGUGUCAACGAUUCCAUGCACCAGAUAGCCAUCACAGGAGUGCCGGUUGAUCUCAGUCAGCAAGGGGAACUUCUGUUACAAGGUUCGUUCCUGGUUGCUUCAGAAAAUAAACGUGACUUGCGCCUGCGCAUUCGGCCGCGACGCAGACACAUCUUCCUCUAUGAAAAGGCGAUGUUAUUCUGUAAGCCGGCUGCGAAGAAUAGCCACAACAAAGCCACUUACCACUUCAAGCAUGACUUACAGAUGUCACAAAUUGGUCUAACGGAAUCGGUAAAGGGCGAUCCCCGAAAGUUCGAAGUCUGGCGUCAAGGACGAGCUGAAGUUCACACUAUAACGGCCCCCACCGCAGAUGUCAAGCGAUCAUGGGUCGAGAGGAUCAAACGAGUUCUUCUCGAUCAACUAAAGGAGCUUAAAGGGGAGCGAGUCAGGCAGUACGCACAACAUCAUAGAACCUUAAUUCAAACAAGUUCGUGGGAUCUUGGGCCACAAAAGGAGCGACCUCCAGCGCCGUCCUCAAAUCCAUCGAGAACUGCUUCAUGUGAUAAUCACGACGAGCCAUGCUGGUCAACAGAUCCUUCGGAGGAUGAAGAAGACGAACCCGAGCAUACACCGGCGGUGGGGUGCUUGCUGAUGGCGCUGUCUGAUUACACGGCAGUAGGCGCUAGCGAGGUGUCCCUUCGAGAGGGGCAGCAUGCCGAACUUCUUAAAGUCGGGUGCGCAGGCUGGUGGUACGUGCGUCUUGCUGGUGGUCACGGAGAGGGUUGGGCGCCGGCGGCAUACUUGGAUCAGCGGAAGACGUCACGCUCUUCGAGUCGAUCACACGACCGGCUGCACGAACAUUAG
This is a messenger RNA of Leptosia nina, 3210 nucleotides long. The record is from the annotation of a GenBank genome assembly. Lineage: Eukaryota; Metazoa; Arthropoda; Insecta; Lepidoptera; Pieridae.